AUGCCAAUCAGAGAACGGACUACUCCAGAACCCACUGUCAAGAACCAUAUUUGUAGAAAAACUCCACGGACACCAGUCCUAACAGGUCCUACAGAAAUAAUAUCAGGGACACCGACAUCGUGGACCUGUACAUCUGAUGGUGGCUAUCCAGUACAAAAAUUGUCUAUGAGGGUGGGAAAUUCAAAAUUUUCCACAGAACUUGAUACAAAGACGGCGUUUGAUAGCAAUACACAAACAUACACCGUAACUGGAACCCUUUCUUGGGCCCCAACAACAGCUAAUGACGGACAGACACUCUACUGUGAUGUAACUCAUCCGGAAACUAUAGGACCUAACAAUCCACAGACAGUCAGCCUACCAUUGACUGUUAAAUCCCCGUUGGAUGUAGAUGCGCCACAAACACAGUUUAACCCAACGACAGGGGAGACAAUCUCAUUAACGUGUAUAAUUACUUCUGGAACAGCAACUCAAGUCAGAUGGUACAAAAACAAUAAGCUUGUUAUUAUGGCGGCAAAUCUGAGAUUUUCUGGUGGUAACGCAAACACGCCGUCCCUUACAAUAACUCAGGUCCAACUCACUGAUGCAGGUAGCUACAUAUGUGGGGCUACUGAUGGCAGUGCCACGAGGAAUACGACUACCAUAACAGUAUCUCCAAAAGCAACACCACAACCGCCAACAUUGACCGGUCCAUCAACAUUAACACCAGGAACACUCUAUACGUGGACGUGUGUAUCGUUGGGUGGUUACCCAGAACAGACUAUGUCAAUCAGGGUAGAGAACUCUGUGUUUACUAAUGAAGCCACAUUUAAGUCUGAGUAUGAUGAUAGUUCAAAAGCUUUUAGAGUAACCGGAACACUUGUUUGGAGCCCAGGCACCACCACACCACAAACCCCAGUACUGACUGGUCCAGCCUCAGUUCUCUCCGGUACAUCUAACACAUGGACCUGUGUAUCCACCGGUGGUUAUCCAGAACAAACUAUGUCCAUCAGGGUCGAUAACUCUGUGUUUCGUAAUGAUGUGACGUUUAAUACGGUAUACGAUGAAAGUUCUAAGACAUACAGAGUAACAGGAACACUUGUAUGGAGUCCUACAACCACUUAUAAUGGAGAAACACUUUACUGUGAUGUUUUACACCCCGACACCUUAGGAAAUAGUCCACAGACACCACACCACAAACACCAGUACUGA
Messenger RNA from Mytilus californianus (California mussel), 1188 nucleotides. Its product is annotated as cell adhesion molecule DSCAML1-like. The coding region runs from base 1 to 1188 and encodes 395 amino acids. Lineage: Eukaryota; Metazoa; Mollusca; Bivalvia; Mytilida; Mytilidae. The transcript is spliced from 6 exons. The record is from RefSeq and is a predicted model, not a curated record.